GCACGGCGGGCCCGGGAGCGCGCGCGCGCGCGCGGGCCCGACCCGGCGCGCCGAGCGAGCCAGAGCAGGGACUCUGAUCCGUGUGGAGUGGGCUCUGACGGCUGCUGAAGCCCUUCUGCUUGCUGCUCAGGACAUCCUGGGAGGAUCAGAGCCGCGAGGGCUGUGGGAGAGGCAGAAUUCCCUUUGGGAUAAUUCCCUUUGGUGUGGGACAAGGCUGACACUCCUGGCGCGUUUCCCAGCCGGGUUUUACCCAGGGAGCAGGCAGCGCCGGGGGAGGGAUGGAGCGCCUGGCCUCCUUCAGCAGUGACCCUUUUGAUAAGCCCCCGUGCCGAGGCUGCUCCUCGUACCUGACGGAGCCCUACGUGAAGUGUGCUGAGUGUGGGCCCCCUCCCUUCCUGCUGUGCCUGCAGUGUUUCACCCGAGGAUUUGAGUACAAGAAGCAUCAAAGUGAUCACACUUAUGAGAUAAUGACAUCCGACUUCCCUGUCCUGGAUCCCAACUGGACAGCUCAGGAGGAGAUGUCUCUCCUGGAAGCUGUGAUGGACUGUGGAUUUGGGAACUGGCAGGACGUGGCCAACCAGAUGUGCACCAAAUCCAAGGAGGAGUGUGAGAAGCACUACAUGAAGCACUUCAUCAACAACCCCCUGUUUGCCUCCACCCUGCUGAACCUGAAGCAGGCAGAGGAGGCUCAGCACCACGAGACAGCCAUUCCCUUCCACUCUGCUGAUGAUCCCCCACGGCCCACCUUUGACUCCCUGCUCUCCAGGGACAUGGCUGGGUACAUGCCAGCCAGAGCUGACUUUGUUGAGGAGUUUGACAACUAUGCUGAGUGGGAUUUGAGAGAUAUUGAUUUUGUAGAAGAUGAUUCAGACAUUUUGCACGCUCUGAAGAUUGCAGUUGUAGAUAUCUAUCAUUCCAGGUUAAAGGAAAGGCAGAGACGGAAAAAAAUUAUAAGAGAUCAUGGCCUGAUCAACCUCAGAAAAUUUCAGAUGCUGGAAAGGCGCUACCCCAAGGAGGUGCAGGAGCUCUACGAGACCAUGAGGAGGUUCGCCCGCAUCCUGGGGCCCCUGGAGCACGACAAGUUCAUCGAGAGCCACGCAUUGGAAUUUGAGCUGCGCAGGGAAAUAAAGAGACUCCAGGAAUACAGAGCAGCAGGAAUCACCAAUUUCUGCAGUGCCAGGACCUACGAGCACCUGAAGAAGAGCCGGGACGAGGAGCGGCUGAAGCGCACGAUGCUCUCGGAGGUGCUGCAGUACAUCCAGGACAGCAGCGCCUGCCAGCAGUGGCUCAGCCGCCAGGCAGACAUUGAUUCUGGCCUGACUCCCACGGUACCAGUUCCUUCAACUACAGGCAGACGGAGUGCCCCUCCUCUGAACCUCACGGGCCUGCCAGGCACUGAGAAGCUCAACGAGAAGGAGAAGGAGCUCUGUCAGAUGGUGAGGCUGGUCCCUGGAGCCUAUUUGGAAUAUAAAGCUGCUCUGGUGAACGAGUGCAACAAACAGGGAGGCCUGAGACUGGCGCAGGCUCGAGCCCUCAUCAAGAUUGAUGUGAACAAAACCAGGAAAAUCUAUGACUUCCUGAUCAGAGAAGGGUACAUCACAAAGGCCUGAGGACAGGCAGCAGAGCUUGGCUGGAGCAGGCAGAUGUGGAGAGGCUUUGAAGUCGGUUUGACAGCGCUGAAAGAUUUCACCAGUGUCGAAUGAAGGACAUUUCCUUUUGUUUAAAACAUUUCGGGGCUCUUUUUUUUUUUUGCCUUUUUUAAUUUUUUUUUUAUUUUGUAAAAACAAGUAGGGAGCUUUGUUAAAUUGCAUGAAUGCUGACAUUUGUCUGGGUUCCUUUUGACUCUGCUGCUGUCAGGAUUGCUCUGCCUCGCAGCGCUGGGAAGGAUCACGUGCAGUAUAAGCUGAUCUUAAACGUGAAUGGGCAUUCAUUCCUCACACCUCCUGUGGCUGCAGACAGGGGCACGGUACCUCUGUGCUGAUGGUGACAAAGAAUAAGGGCACAGUCACACUUUUUGCAGUACAGGGUAUAGAAAUGCAGUCCCUCCCUCCUCGUGUUCCUUCCUAAAUCAGCAGCAGCUUCCAGAGGCGACAGCACGUGCCCGAGGGUGUAAAAAUAGAGUUUGCAGUGGUCCAGUCUUUUUAACUUAAUUGUGAUAAAGGAUGGCAAAGGACAUGGCGGGGAAGCUCCUCAGCAGUUGUUACUUUUAUGUGGUAUUAGCACAUAUCCCAGCAGGAGGGCUCUGCACAAACCAAGGAGCUUCAGCUGCUCCCCACCAUGAUUUGGGGGUGUCAGGUUAAAUAUAAUCCCUCAAUUUCAGGCUGCUGCUCAUGGGGAAGGCUGGAAGCUACAGCUGCUGCAGCUUCUGGGAACAGGGAUAAAAAGGUUCUCGGGACUCUGUUCUCCCACAAAAAACGGAGUGAAGAGCACGAAGCUCCUGUCUGUGGGGUUUUGUUCCCUCAGCCUUGCCAGUGACACACCUGAGGAGGUGCCACAAGGCACAGCCCCCAUCCCUUCAGCUGAUCCAGGAGCUUCAGCACCAAACGCUGGGAUUUGGCAAUCAGCUGGAAGAUGAAGAUGGUUCUCUGCAGGUGCAGCUUGUGUGUUUAUUGAACAGUAAAAUUGUCAGACAGCUUCCUGCUGAGGUGUAAUGCUGGAAUAAUGUCCCACAGGAAAGCCGGGAGCCAAAGCAGGUGAGGUGUUGGAUGCUCCCAAGUUUGGGAUCUCAUGGAAGAGCCUAACUGAGCUACAGCUGCACCAGCACCUAUCUAAGGUGUUGAGGUUCAGGUUGUUUGUUCCCCAAGAGUAAUUAAUUGGUGGACAUGAGGUGCCAUUGAAUGUGAAGUAUUUUGGUUUGUAAUAAAAUCAAAAUGACUCGAAACAAUCUCACAUCCACGUCCCAGGACUCAGAGUGAGGCUGUAAAGGUCACACAGCUGCCUGGAUCUAUAUCCAUCAGCUCCUCACCAGGAGAGAGGAGAUGAACACCCAGCAGUGGCUGUAGGGAUGCAGCCACCGCAUUUCCUAGCAAAUAUUACUAUUUAAAGAAAAGCAGCAGUAAUAAGCAACACAUUGAAGAUUAAAGUCUAGAAAUUGAGACUGGGGUUGCCGAGGGAAAUGGCACAGUAAGCUAUAAAAGCUUGAGAAUGUUUCUCCCACUUGUCUUUGAACAUUAAACAGCCAAACUGC
Molecule: messenger RNA, 3187 nt
Organism: Lonchura striata (white-rumped munia)
Lineage: Eukaryota; Metazoa; Chordata; Aves; Passeriformes; Estrildidae
Gene: TADA2A
Product: transcriptional adaptor 2A
Biological process (GO): chromatin remodeling; regulation of transcription by RNA polymerase II
Cellular component (GO): SAGA-type complex; nucleus
Molecular function (GO): zinc ion binding; transcription coactivator activity; protein binding
Source: RefSeq, a predicted model, not a curated record